AUGACUAGUCUGGAGACUAGCCUGGCACAGUCCGGACUUCAGCCUGCGCCUGCAACACCUGAGCCCUCAGGAGCCGAGCAUGAUUCGGAGCCGGAGAAGUCUCAGGCAAGGUAUGAUCCUAUGGAUGUAGAUCUCGAGGUUAUACCAGAGGAGGAACCAGAAGAAGAAGACCCUAAGGAAGAACCUAAAGAGGCGCCAGAAAAUGAACCCGAAGAUGAGCCCGAAGAAGACCCAGAGAUGGAAUCAGAGGACGCACCCGAGGACGAGCCAGAGGAUGAGCCAGCGAACGAGCCGGAAAAGGAGUCUGAUGAGGAGGAGCGGUUAGAGGUUCCUCUAGAGUCGGGUGAUGUGGACAACCCGAUCGAGAUCAAUGCUGAUUCGGAGCUAGAAGCAAUUAGAUUACUAGCUUGUGCUUGCUCUUAUGAUUUCAAGCUAUAUCAAAUGGAUGUGAAAAAUGCAUUUCUUUAUGGUUACAUCAAAGAGUAA
Molecule: messenger RNA, 486 nt
Organism: Syzygium oleosum
Lineage: Eukaryota; Viridiplantae; Streptophyta; Magnoliopsida; Myrtales; Myrtaceae
Exons: 2
Coding region: 1-486 (161 amino acids)
Source: RefSeq, a predicted model, not a curated record